UAUAAUCAGUUGGAUUAAGAUGCAAUCUAAUCAGAUGAUUAUCAUCAUCUAUCAAUUGUUGGUACUAAUUGAAUCAACUCGAAUUGGUUUAAUUGUUGAUAAAAACAAUUUGCUGGUUCGCCAAUGUGUUCAACAAUCAGUAUCAGCUAAUCACAAUUUAAUUGCUCUACCAAAUUUAACGUUGGCAAUUUACAACAAUCAACAACUAAUGGAUCCAUUAGACAGUUUUGACCUAAUUCUUGAUUAUUCUGGUAACUGGAUUAACUUUCAAUCAAAUAUAACACAAGUUCCAAUGGUUAAAAUCAGUGAUUCUAGAAAAGUUAAUUACUUAAUCAACAACAACAACAACAACAAUGUUUUAAUUGCUCGAUCACCAAAUUACAUGUUAACUAAAUCAUAUCACACGAUUGUUAAUCAUUACAAUUUAACCAACUUGUUUAUCUUACAUGACAUCAAAUUAGAAUUGGAUGAAAAUGAUUUCAUUGUUAAUCAUUCAACUUACAAAUUGGAUUCUAAGCAAAUUAACAUGAAACAAUCAACCAAUUUAACCCUGACGAUGAAAAAAUUAAGACUAAUUGGAUUCGAUAACUUUUUAAUUAUCGGUGAAUCAUCAACAAUUAACAAUCUACUCAACACGAUUCAACAAUCAGAUCUAUUCAGAAAACCUUAUACUUGGUACGUUUUAACAAAGAGUAUGAACAAAAUUAGUUGUACUUUAUGUAAACAUGGACAGUUCAUUAAGAUUCAACCAACACAAUCAAAUCUUCACGAGUAUGAAUACAAAUUGAAUUUAACAACAAUUAGAUCAGAAAAUUUGAUCGAUGCUUUUUAUUAUUAUGAUUUAACCAAUUUAAUAAUUAAAUCGUUGGCUAAUUAUUAUCAAGUCCUUGGAGAAACUAAAUCAACGUUGGUAAACAAUGGGACACAAUCAAAGGUAUCACAAUUUACCAAUUCAAUUGUGACAACAAUUAACUCUGGCAAUUUAAUGGGACAAUUUGGCGAUUGGAUAAUCACUAAUCAGCUUGGUGAUAAUUUAAAGAUUAACAAUAUAAUCUAUCAAUCACUUACAAUGCAAUUAACUUUGAACGAUAAAUUGUUCAAUCAAAUUGACUCAAAGGUAAUUGGUUACAUGGAUUUAACUGAAUCAAUCGGAACAAUUUAUUUCUCCUCACUAUCAACCAAUUCAGAUGAAUCAAUUUUAAAGAUAAUAACAAUUCUGCAUCCUCCAUUUAUCAUGAGACGAGCUUCAAACUCACCAAGUAAUAAUAAUAACGAUAGUGAUUAUUAUGGAUUCCUGAUUGACAUUUUCAAUGAAAUGAAACAUGAUUAUGGUUCAAAGUUUCCAGAAUAUCAGAUAAUUCAAGCAACCGAAGGUCAGUAUGGGAUAAGAGUUAUUUCAUCAGAUUCUGAUGAGGUUACAUGGACAGGAGCAGCUAAAGAUUUUCAUUCUAAUGAAGCUGAUUUCGGUUUAAUUGCAAUGACAAUUACUGAUGCUCGUCAAUUGGCCAUGGAUUUUACUGAACCAAUUUUUGAUUUGGUAGGAUUAUCGGUAAUGAUUAAGAAACCAGUUCCACAGGAUUUUACCUUUGUCUAUGUCUAUGUAUUGGAAAAUGAUGUUUGGUAUUGUGUUUUAUGCUCUUAUCUGUUAACAUCUAUCAUUAUGUCAAUAUUUGAUUACUACAAUCCAAAGGAUAGGAAGAAGAAGAUGAAAAGCUUAAAGGUGAACACUGAAGAUCAUCAGAAUGAUGCGAAUCAAAUUAAUGGUAUCGAAGGGAUGAGAAAAGUUUCCAAUAGGAAAAUAUUGAAUCAAUUUGAUGGUAACAACCAAAGGGGUGGAAUUCAUGGUCAGUAUCCUCCGGAUGAUGAUGAAGAUGGUGAUGGUGAUGGUGAUGAGAAUACUGUUGAUGGAGAAGAUGUAAUUACUAUUGGUGAAGAGGAAAGUAAAGGUGAUAUUAGAGGAGGGCAAAAGAAUAUGAAAGAAAAUGUCACCAAAUCAACUGGUUCGAUCACCAAUGAACGAAUUUUCAAUCUUAAAGAGACACUUUGGUUCUGUUUAAUUUCGUUGACACCUCAAGGAGGUGGUGAAGCUCCUUCAGCGCUUUCAUGUCGCUUGGUGGCCGCUACUUGGUGGCUUUUCGGUUUCAUCCUGGUUGCCUCGUACACGGCUAAUUUGGCUGCCUUUUUAACCGUUUCAAGGUUGGAUAAAAAUCUCGAGACUUUCGAGCAACUUUCUCGACAAUAUAAAGUCCGAUAUUCGGGAAUCUCGAACUCAUUUACCGAUGAAUAUUUCACUUUACUCGCUCAAAAUGAAGAUCGUUACUACAAUAUUUGGAAAGAUCUGUCACUUAAUGAUGUCAUCUCUGAACAUGAACGAGCUCAAUUCGCUGUUUGGGAUUAUCCGGUUAGCGAUCGAUACACUAAGAUUAGAGCUCAAAUGGAUGAACUUGAUAUUCCUAAGAGUUUCGAAGCUGCUUUAAGGAAAGUUCGAAAUUCAAAUAGUUCUAAGGAAGGUUAUGCUCUCAUUGGGGAAAGACUAUCAAUGGAAUGGGCUUCGUUAUUAUAUUGUGACAUUCGAGUUCUCGAGUCAACAUUUGCAUAUCAUCCGAUUGCAUUUCCAAUAUCUAUGAAAGAUCCAUUCAACUUGAAACCUUCUUUCGAUAAAACUUUGAAGAGAUUGAAAAGUUCUGGUAAACUUGAUGAGCUUCGAUACAAAUACUGGGAAGGAGGAUCAGGGGUUCGAACUUGUCCCGAUUAUCGUAAUCCCAAUGGAAUAAGUGUACGAAACACUUACGGAAUAUUCAUGAUUAUCGGACUUGGAUUAUUCUUUUCUCUAUUAACUCUUUCCAUUGAGAAUUUCGUCUACACUAAAGUGAAAAUUUCACAAAUUAUCAAGACUCGAGACUCGAUAAGUUCUGAAACCGAUUCGACUGCAAAUCUCUUGACCGGCUCAAAAUCAAUUUCGAUCAAAUUUCUAAACUGGCUAGUAAAUUCUCAUCAACGGUAAUUCACCAAGAGACAAAUAAGUUUCAAGUGCUCAUCCAGAUUCUGAAUGAAUAUACACUCAUGAUUAUCUCAUAUUAUUCAUCAAUUCUCAUUCAAAAUAUGAAUCUAAUAAAUUCAAUUUGACAUUUAAAAUAAUCUAUUGAUUGUUAAUCCUCUUAUAUUAUCCUAUUGGCCUUAUCGAUUUACCUUUUAAUUUUAAUAAUGAUACGAUAAUAUGAUUAAACUAAUUUGAAAAGUGAAAAAAAUAUCAAUAAUAAUAAUAAUCAAAUGUUAAUAUCAUUACAUGUAAUUCAAAUUUUCAACUCUGUAACUUUUAAUGUUCAGCUCAUGGUAAAAGUUGAUGAUAUUAAAUUGUAAUUACA
Panonychus citri (citrus red mite) is the source of this 3365-nucleotide messenger RNA. RefSeq names its product ionotropic receptor 25a-like. The record is from RefSeq and is a predicted model, not a curated record. Gene Ontology annotation, molecular function: transmitter-gated monoatomic ion channel activity involved in regulation of postsynaptic membrane potential; glutamate-gated receptor activity. Bases 20 to 3004 code for a protein of 994 amino acids. The transcript has 9 exons. Gene Ontology annotation, biological process: modulation of chemical synaptic transmission; synaptic transmission, glutamatergic. Gene Ontology annotation, cellular component: postsynaptic membrane; plasma membrane. NCBI's taxonomy places the organism in Eukaryota, Metazoa, Arthropoda, Arachnida, Trombidiformes, Tetranychidae.